UACGCAUGGAGCCUCCAUCACCUCCAGCCUCCUCUUUACGCACCGACUCCCGAGAAUGCGCGCAGGUACGGGGAAGCCAGCCGCCUCGCUCAGCCGUUAACGUCCCUGUUUAAGGACUAAUAUGAAAGAAGUGGAUUUAGAGGUCUGACAGAGCCCAGAGAGGAGGCACAUACACACAUAUAUAGAUUUUUCCUCUUCUUCUCCUUCUUCUUCUGCUUCCCACCCCCUUCCCUGUGGAUCAUUCUUGUUUUCCCAUCACCAGAGCGUAAAGCAUGGAUGUCUUGGCGAACCACAGUAUCUUUCAGGAACUUCAGCUCGUGCACGACACCGGCUACUUCUCGGCCAUGCCUUCGCUGGAGGAGAACUGGCAGCAGACCUGCCUGGAAUUGGAGCGCUAUCUGCAGACAGAGCCGAAGCGUUUGUCGGAGCUCUUUGACCAAGACUUGGAUGGCCUCCUAACUCCAGCCUACAUGAAGGAGGAUGGAGAGGAGGAGCUGUCAGACACCCUGCUCCCCAGCCUGCCGAGCCUCCCAGAACCACCGAGCCCACCUCCGGUGAUCCUUUGCCCUACUCGAAAGAACUUCCCUUCCCCUGGCGCUGUGAGGAGAGACCUCAAACCCAAAGGACAAGGGCUGGAAAAUGUAGAGGGCAUGGAAGGGGUCCACCAGGCUCAGCUGAGUGCCGUCACCUCCCUGACACCUCCGUCAUCGCCAGAACUCGGCCGACACCUCGUCAAACCCAACCAGACGCUGACGGCCUCGGCUGAUGGGACACUCACCUUGAAGCUGGUAGCCAGGAAGGUGGGGCUUAGCGCAGCCAGGUUGGUGGCGGGGCACACGCUUCCUGUCCAGGUGAAAGAUGAAGAUGAGGGGGCUGCAUGUGUGAUCGGGGUUGGAGAGCUACCAGAAAACAAGAAGAGGAUUCACCGCUGCCAAUUCAAUGGUUGCAGAAAGGUGUACACCAAGAGCUCCCACCUAAAGGCCCAUCAGAGGACACAUACAGGUGAGAAGCCAUACAAGUGCUCGUGGGAGGGCUGCGAGUGGCGAUUCGCCCGGAGCGACGAGCUGACGAGGCACUACCGCAAACACACCGGCGCCAAGCCUUUUAAGUGCAACCACUGUGACAGGUGUUUCUCGCGGUCGGAUCACUUGGCGCUACACAUGAAGAGGCACAUCUGAGAGAUUCGGGAGAGGUCAGCGGGAGAGUGGAUGGAAGAGAGAGGAAAAGGAUGGAGGCAGAGUGGAAGAAAGAGAGGAAACGUCUGCAGAAAAAUAACACCUUGGAUUUCAGAGAGAGACAGCAGGACGGAUUGAAAAAAAAAAAACAAGAAAACACAAGAUCUGGUCUUUCUCGACUGGAGAAAUUGAAACCACACAGGGACUACAGACAGAAAUACAGGCAGACAGACAAACUGAUCCUAAGUGGCUCUGUCAAUCUGUGCACGACCAGUUGGUCCAUGAUUCCACGGUGACACAUCUUCACCUCACAACCAUCCCCCCAACUCCCCUGUGUCGUUUUGUGGACUAUACAGACGCUCCAUCCCACCCUUCAUAUGUGUCUCAGAGGGGAUGUGACAUGACGAGCGGCGGGCCACGUGCCUGUAGUUGGCAGCUUUUUAUUUCUCACCCUUUGCAGUCUUUGCCUUGCUGUGGUCCCUCUGUGAAAUGCUUCCAGCCCUGUUCAUGCAGCAGUGCUCCACAUGCCAGCUAGGACACCAAUGCCAAACUGGACCAGUUGUACUGUAACUCUGGUGUACUGCGAGGAGUACUACUGUUACAACACAUAUUAUUGAAAAGAAGAGUUCAUUCAUUGUCAAUAGCAGUUCAGCCAAGCAAGCGCAAAGGCUGACUUUCACUCCCUCAAUACUCGCCACACCCUUUAGAAUUCACCAUUUCUUAUAUAUCCAACAAAUAUUUGAUAGUUUUCAUCGAACAUCUGUCUUAUCUGCCAACUGAAUCCAUUCAUAAAUCCCUAUGACUUCAUGGCAUAUGAGCACUUGCUUGAAUGGAGAGUUCCAAUAGAUCUCGAAGACUUGAAAAUGGGAGUGUGCCCCACUGAUGUGCUGUGAAGACUGACUGAGGUCAUGUAGGCGGUUAGCUUGCUCUAUGAACUUCCUUUUACCGGUUACGACUAGGCAAGGCUAACUUACCUACACUGUUACCUACACUGCGAAAGACUCCUAGAACAUCAGCUGGAACUGAGUGGUUCAUGAGAUGCGAGAUGGCUCUUAGGAGUGUUUUUCCUCUCUGGGAUCUUAGCUCUAAUGAGUUGUUGUCAAAAAACUGUUGCGCAAUUGACUCUGUUGGCAAACUUUUGUAAAAAUUUAUCCACUGUCUUGAACCGGGAAUUAAUUAGGGACUCAACAAACGAUGGCUUUCACGUACCAAAUGAGCGUGGACAGCCAAAUGCACAAGUUGAAGCAGCUAGCUUGCUGCGAUAGCACACCGAACACAAACGAAAAUCACUAUGUACGUAAAGGCUAUUUUAUUUCUAGGAAAUAGUUCUCCUGUUUUUUUGACGAAGAAAAAAAACAGUUAAAAAAGACAGCGUUGGAGAAUUCACUGGCAGCCAAAAAACAAUUAAACAAAAAAAAACCCUCUGCAGUAGAUGCCCAAAAUGAUCUCUUUGCACUUAAGAGUGAUUGGCAACUAACUAGCCACUAGGUUCUGUCCUUUUCAUACCAUCCUUGCAUACUACUUUUUCCAAUUUAGCAGCUCUUAGCCUUUUGAGAAACAAAUAAUAAUAAUUUAAAAAAAGCACCAUUUAACAGCUCUUUAAACAUGGCCCUAUGCAGAACAAAGGACAUUCCCGAUCAACAUGUAGGACUGAAUGCAGAUUUCUACUCUGCCAGAAAUAGAAGAACUUUUUGGAAGAAACAAAUUGAACAUGUUGCUGGGCCCAGAGGUGUGGUUGGUAAGAUCAUACAAGGCACCAUUUGUAUUUAUACUUUUUUACUGUUAAAAUGAACAAUGGGAUUUGGAAAACUAGCUAGUCACACCCUGGUAACUUUUACUGGACCACUAAGAGGUCAUGAGUAUGGAUUUCCAGUGGGUCUGGAGUGUGUUAGGGGAGGAUCGGAUCUGCUCAGUCAGCAAUGAUAACUGCCCCAUCAGCUCACAAAACUGCAGUGGAGUGAAACCCACACGCACAAAGAGACACAUACAUUCACUCUGAGAAAACUGGAAUUAUCAUCUGUCCUGUGUGACCUGACUUUACUUAGAUACAACCAAGACUGAUAAAAAGGUCAUAAAUGUCUUCGUGUCGCAGAUGAAGGUAAACACAGAAGAGAGCUUGAACAAAAGUAGACUGUGAAGAUACUGACGAAACUUUACUGAGGACAGUUGCGUCAAAGCGUAAAUUCUUUAUUUUAAGACUUUAAUUUGUGUGCUUCGCUUUGAAGCAAAAGUUAACCUGCAUCUGUUUGCAUUUUGGAAUAAAAUACACAACAUUUACUUUACUCUGUUACACCGGAGGCACAUAACAGUUUGUGCAUUAGUGCAGUCUAGCUCAAUAUUUUCUAGACACGAUGUAGUAGUGGCUCUGAAGGUAGAUACAGCGUCAAUAACUCCUUCACGUAGUGAACUUAUUCCAAAUGUGGAAGCAAGUCUGACGUUUAUUUGUUCUUGAGCAAAUACCUGUCAGAUAACUUGUUUUUUCUCUCUCCUGUCUUUGCAAGGUCAAUUUGCAAAGACAAAAGAGACUGACCACUUAGUUUUAAGGAGGCCAAGAUUUUUCGCAGGCCUUCCAGAUUGAAACUACUGUUAGUAUUUAGCUGUGUCUCAACUUGCAUACUUCCAUACUUGCUGUUUGCAGGUGUGUUCCUUGAGGAAAAUCCAUUAGCUAAGUGAGGCAUGGUAAAAUGCUGCUAUCCACUUGUUAAGUCCGACAUUAUUAGCCAUUUCCAGGUCUAAAUGCUGCUUCCCUUCCCAAAACACCAAGGCACCUUUAGAACAGUUGAAAUUCUUUCAGCUCAAAUAAAAACAAUUACUAUGGCUUUCUUUCAAGUGUAACAAUAAAGAUUCAUGUCCAGCCAUCCAUGAAAAGAGGAGUUAGUAACUUUAGCAGGGUUAGAUGUUAGCAGGAAGUUAGCGGACUACAUAUAACAUGCUCUAACUGAAGUAUUCUAAAAAUAAAUAAAAAGACAAUAAUGCUAUACAUUUGGACAACAACAAAGAUGGAAUACUAAAUAGUAGCAAUGUUUGGAGAGUUAGAGACAUUUGACUAAUGGGAUAAAUGGAUAUUUGCACAUAAUAAGUGCUACCUGGUGGCUAGCUGCAGAGCUAUAGCUAAUACAAAUGCAAUAGCACAGGGAAGAUGAUGGAUUUAAACUGUUCUCCGUGUUGAGGAAGAAGGCAAGAAGCUGUCCACAGCUCGAGGUUAGUUAUUUUUUUUGCUGUGUGGUUUAGCUAAAAAAAAAAAAAAGAAAAAUCUUGGUCCUAAGCUUAAUAUAGUCACUGAAAUCUGAGCUAGCCUAAGAGUGAUUCUUUUGGUUAUAGUGCACAUAAUGAGCUUUUAAAAAAUGAGCUUAAAGACGUGAUGCACAUGAAUAUAAAAAAAUUUAAAAACAGCUUUUUUUUCUAUUAACUAAAGCACAGCACAAAUCAUUACGGCCUCAGACAAUGCAGUAAAUGCUUGGACCUGGAGACAGGGUUGAUACGUCGUCACUUAACUAGUAGAUUGUCAAUUUAUCUUCCUGCAUGGAAAAUUACUAACAUAAGUAUCGGAAUUGAGACACAGAUUAGAAAAUCAUGAAUACUGGAAGCAUUUUAUAUUUGGAAAUGAUGAUUUGGAAGUCUAUCAUUUCGUACCAGGCUAGCAGACCCAAGUUUUUCCUGCUUAGCUUCUCUCCUCAUGUGAAGAUGAAAUGAAGAAUUCAAGUUUAACCUGUGGGUUAAAAUUGUAUCAUCGAUGGCAGCUCUAUGUGUGCGUAUUUGAGUAUUUCAACAGGGUGUUGAAGUGAACUGGUUCAACUGAAUGGGAAAAGGGGGAUUUAUUAAUUUAUUCUUAGAUUUUUAUUUGGUUUGGUUUGGUUUUUUUGUGUGUUCACGCUCCUUACUAUUCAAGGAUAGCGGAAUAUUUUGGACUGAAAUUUUAAAAGUUUAAAGAUAUGGAUCCCAACGACAGGACAGUUUAAAAUUUUGCCUGACUCUUGUUGUGAGCUGACAGAAACAUUUUUUCUCUUCAUGUAUCUGCCGGGAGCUCGAGAACUGGGAUUUCAAAAGUGAAUGUGUUUUCUUGGAAAGGUCGUUUCAUGUCGUCUCUGAGGAUGCGGUUCAGUUCUGUGUCAUCUUAAUGAAUGAUUGUUAAUUCUGCCGUGCCUGUGUUUUUCUUCGUCCGUUUGUAUUUGCACUCUGAAUUUUUUGGAACGCCCACUUGCAUAUCUGCUGUUUUCUGUCCGCUUGUGCACCAUACUUCACACGAUGACCCCUCGGUGAUGAAACACUGGUCACGAAAGUCUGUAUAGUAGCCGUUUUUUUUUAGCACAAAAGGUACAUGCAUACACGCUUCACGGAUUCACAUACAUUGCAGAUGUGCAGACAAACCUACACAAGCCGCAUGCCUGCAGACACGCUUGGGCGCAUCCACAAAUGCGCAAAUGUGUACAAGCACAUCUCGAAUCCACGCACUCACAAAAACACAUACAGACACAAACACCUAUCCUGCGCUCUCCUUGUGGGUUUUUCCUACACCUUGUGAGAGUCGGAGAUCCAGACUGCAGCUCUUGCUCUCAGCAGAGGGGGGUGCACACGCAUUACUAUGUGUGACACCACUUCUGUUUCCACCAGGUCUGAAUUUUAAAUCAAACACACCCCCGUUUUUCUACCAGCAUUCUCUCAUCACUUCCCCCUCUUCCUCCUCCCCCUCCUCCUCUUUGCCUCCCUACCCCCUUCCUUCCAUUUUCUCAGAUAUGAUCCCUUUCAACUCCUCUCCUCUGUCCAACCCCCCCCCACCUGCCUCCCAACCACCCUUCCACCUCCACCUCCCUUCUAUUUUUCUCCUCUGUUCUCUUUCUCCUUUUCUUUCUCUGUAAAAAGUGUUUCAAAUUUAUCAUUUGUAUAUUAUGAUGUAUGGGUACGAUAAUGUUCUUUAUUAUGGAAAAAUGAGAAAGAUUUAUUUUUGUUACCGGUUUGUUUCAUAAUUCCUUUUUUAAAUUGGUAUUGUAAUAUCUCUAUGCAAGGAACUGUUCGGUGAAUCGUUUUUAUUUAAGAAUGUAAUUAUGUGUAAUAAAUGGUAG
Messenger RNA from Pundamilia nyererei, 6235 nucleotides. RefSeq names its product Krueppel-like factor 7. The transcript is spliced from 4 exons. NCBI's taxonomy places the organism in Eukaryota, Metazoa, Chordata, Actinopteri, Cichliformes, Cichlidae. Gene Ontology annotation, biological process: regulation of transcription by RNA polymerase II. The record is from RefSeq and is a predicted model, not a curated record. The coding region runs from base 273 to 1178 and encodes 301 amino acids. Gene Ontology annotation, molecular function: RNA polymerase II cis-regulatory region sequence-specific DNA binding; DNA-binding transcription factor activity, RNA polymerase II-specific.